AUGUCCGCAAACAAGCCGCCGGUCCCCGGUCCGGACCCAAAAUCCUCGAACGAUUUUAUCCAGUUCAACUGUUUGCCACCUGGCGGCGCCCUCAACCGCUGGUCUGCCGGUAUCACACGAGACCAUGACUUCCCGGGUGCGCAAGCCAUGCUGUACGGUGCAGGCGUCCCUGACGAGAAGACGAUGAAAAAUGCACCCCAGGUCGGUAUCGCAACGGUCUGGUGGCAGGGCAAUCCGUGCAAUACACACUUGCUUGAUUUUGGUCAGAUAGUGAAGCGCGCAGUCGAAAAGGAAGGCAUGCUGGGCUGGCAGUUCAACACUAUUGGCGUGUCAGACGCCAUUACCAUGGGCGGCGACGGCAUGCGCUUCUCUCUUCAGUCACGCGAAAUCAUUGCCGAUUCGAUCGAGUCCGUCACCUGCGCCCAGCACCACGAUGCCAACAUCUCUAUCCCCGGCUGCGACAAGAACAUGCCCGGCGUCAUCAUGGCCGCCGCGCGUCACAACAGACCAUUUAUCAUGAUCUACGGUGGAACCAUCCGCAAGGGGCACUCCGACCUUCUUGAAAAGGAAGUCAAUAUUUCGACGUGCUACGAGGCUGCCGGUGCCUAUUCUUAUGGGCGCCUUCAUGCCAAGACCAAUCCUGGCAAGCCCGGUCGCGAGAGCAGCGACGUGCUGUCUGAUCUGGAGCACCACUCGUGCCCAGGGGCUGGUGCCUGUGGUGGUAUGUACACAGCCAAUACCAUGGCCACAGCUAUUGAGGCCAUGGGCCUGACCCUACCGGGCUCCUCGUCAUAUCCGGCGCUGUCACCGGAGAAGUCGCGCGAGUGCGAGCGUGCGGCUGAGGUCAUCAAGACUACCAUGGCAAAGGAUAUACGGCCACGAGAUCUCAUGACCCGCAAGGCUUUUGAGAAUGCGCUCGUUCUAACCAUGAUCCUCGGCGGUUCCACCAAUGGCGUCCUGCACUUCCUCGCCAUGGCUAACACCGCAGGCGUGUCUCUUACCAUUGACGACGUUCAGCGCGCGAGCGACCGCACGCCGUACCUAGCCGAUCUCGCACCCAGUGGGCACUACAUGAUGGAGGACCUGUACAAGGUCGGUGGCACACCGUCCGUGCUCAAGAUGCUUAUCGCCAAGAAUAUUGUCGACGGCUCUAUCAUGACUGUGACGGGCAAGACACUUGCGGAAAAUGUUGCUGAUUGGCCAUCGCUCGAUCCUGGACAGAAAAUUAUCCGCCCACUGGAAGAUCCCAUCAAGUCUAGCGGCCACAUCCGAAUUCUUCGGGGCAACUUUGCGCCUGGAGGUGCUGUCGCCAAGAUUACCGGUAAAGAAGGCCUGCGGUUCAUUGGCAAAGCCCGUGUCUACGACUGCGAGCGUGAUCUAAACACGGCGCUCAGCCGCGGCGAGAUAAAGCGCGAAGAUGGCAACCUCGUUAUUGUCGUGCGCUACGAAGGCCCUAAGGGCGGUCCAGGUAUGCCGGAGCAGCUCCGUGCCUCAGCGGCCAUCAUGGGUGCUGGUUUGACGAAUGUGGCGCUCGUCACGGACGGAAGAUAUAGCGGUGCCUCUCAUGGAUUCAUCGUUGGCCAUGUGGUGCCCGAAGCAGCCGUCGGCGGACCGAUCGCCCUGAUCAAGAAUGGCGACGAGAUGACUAUUGAUGCCGAGACGAACCGCAUUGAUGUGGCCAUUUCGGACGAGGAAAUGGGGAUAAGAAAGGCAGGAUGGACACCGCCGGAGCCGAGGGUCAAAAGAGGUACACUAGCCAAGUAUGCACGCUUAGUAGGGGACGCAAGCCACGGUGCAGUAACAGAUCAGUGGUAA
Messenger RNA from Akanthomyces muscarius, 1815 nucleotides. RefSeq lists its product as uncharacterized. Gene Ontology annotation, molecular function: dihydroxy-acid dehydratase activity. The record is from RefSeq and is a predicted model, not a curated record. Gene Ontology annotation, biological process: branched-chain amino acid biosynthetic process. The coding region runs from base 1 to 1815 and encodes 604 amino acids. NCBI's taxonomy places the organism in Eukaryota, Fungi, Ascomycota, Sordariomycetes, Hypocreales, Cordycipitaceae. The transcript is spliced from 4 exons. Gene Ontology annotation, cellular component: mitochondrion.